This is a messenger RNA of Culex pipiens pallens (northern house mosquito), 2665 nucleotides long. RefSeq lists its product as uncharacterized. Gene Ontology annotation, cellular component: lysosome. NCBI's taxonomy places the organism in Eukaryota, Metazoa, Arthropoda, Insecta, Diptera, Culicidae. The record is from RefSeq and is a predicted model, not a curated record. Gene Ontology annotation, molecular function: cysteine-type peptidase activity. The transcript is spliced from 10 exons. Gene Ontology annotation, biological process: proteolysis. The coding region runs from base 625 to 2016 and encodes 463 amino acids.
GUGUUUUCCGCAGUGCCAAGCGUUGAACAUCGUGGGCGCUGAGGGUGGCUUGCUUCGAUUGAUCGAGUGGAGUGCUGUUCUGUGGUGGACUUUUGGAUUCGGCCUACUGUGGCUGGUGCGGGGCCAAGUUCUGAAUGGAAAAAGUGCUGAAAUCGACUAACAUUAGGUCUGUAACGUGAACACAGGUGCCUGCUUGGAUGUGUGUUUGUGUGCACUAGCCAAUUACAGAGUGUUUGUGCAAAAAUUGUGUUUUUUGGAGGAUAAUUCUGGAAGACGUCAGUGAAAUUUGGCCUUUCCACAGUUGGUCAGCACUUUUUUGCGCCGUCGUUGAAACAGUUCACUGGAAAAAGAAUAAUAAAGUGUAGUGAUUGAUGUGAUUGAGUGAAAAUCUGGCAAAACGAUCAAUCGGAAGCUAGUGGUUCUGAAAAUUUAAGAUCAGCCAAGUCUCCACACGACGCUCGAUUUCGCACGCGCUCCAAGAAGAUUGUACAAAUCUGCGGUCAACCGCAGCCUACUUGGACUUGAACCUCCGGUUUUUGUCCUGCUGCAAGCGGGCUAGUGUUUCUGCGGUUACCACCGAGAACCGUUAAAUAGCAUUCAUCAAAAGUGUAUGAGAUCUUCAACAUGUUCAAACUUGCCGCAGUUGUGCUGAUCUUCAGCUUGGUGGAAGCUAACCGCUUCCGUUCAGAGUACCCCGGACCGUACUGCGCCUCGCGGCGUUACGACAAAUGCUGCCACGAUCGACAGGACGGCUGUGCACAGCCUAUUUCUACGACCCUCUGCUACUGUGACGAGUUCUGCGAGCGUGGCGACCACGGCGAUUGCUGUCCGGACUACGAGGAGGUCUGUCUGGGGAUAGUUCCGCCGGAACCACUGCAGGAGGCCUGUAGCCACAAGGGUCACAGCUUCACGCCGUUCGAUCCGCCGGUUGUGGACAACUGUAACACUUGCAAAUGUCAAAACGACGGCACGGUCAGCUGCACGGACGACGUCUGCCUGGUGGACGACGCGCUGCUCCGGCAGCUGCACCACCUGGAACGCUCGAUCGGCUGGCAGGCGACGAACUACAGCGAAUGGUGGGGCCACAAGUACGACGAGGGUAAGACCUUCCGGCUGGGCACGUUCUACCCCAAGUUCAAGGUCAAGUCGAUGAGCCGGCUGACCAACGGCCAGGAGCAUCUGCCGACGCACUUUGACGCCACCACGUACUGGCCGGGCUUCAUCGGGGAGGUCAAGGAUCAAGGAUGGUGCGGAUCUUCCUGGGCUCUUUCGACCGCUUCCGUUGCAUCGGAUCGCUUCGCCAUCCUAUCUAAGGGUCGCGAGAUCGUACAACUCGCCCCACAGCAGAUCAUCUCGUGCGUCCGAAGAAGUCAGGGUUGCAGUGGAGGACACCUGGAUACCGCCUGGAACUACGUCCGGAAAGUUGGAACCGUCAACGAUGAGUGCUACCCGUACAUCUCCGCUCAGAACGCGUGCAAGAUCCGCCCGUCGGACACGCUGAUCACCGCCAACUGUGAUCUGCCCACGAAGGUGGACCGCACCAACAUGUACAAGAUGGGACCGGCCUUCAGCCUGAACAACGAAACCGACAUCAUGAUCGAGAUCAAGAAGCACGGACCGGUGCAAGCCAUCCUGCGCGUCCACCGGGACUUCUUCUCGUACAAGAGCGGAAUCUACCGCCACUCGGCGGCCUCGUCGGCGGGAGAUGAGCGCGCCGGGUACCACUCAGUGCGGCUGAUCGGCUGGGGAGAGGAGCGCAACGGCUACGAAACGACCAAGUACUGGGUCGCCGUCAACUCGUGGGGCCGCUGGUGGGGCGAGAACGGUCGCUUCCGGAUCGUCCGCGGCCAGAACGAGUGCGAAAUCGAGAGCUACGUGCUGGCGUCGCUGCCGUACGUGCACCAGCAGGUCAAACCGAUGCGGCAGGUCGGCGAGCUACAGGAGAUGAUCGUCGGAACCGGGUACGUUCCGCAUCCGAGCCGGCGGUACCCGCCGUACGGUCGCCGGUCCGGUUGAGCGCCGCGUCACGUGCCACGGAGAGAAAAUGUACAGUAUUAACUAUUAGGAAGAAGAAAAAAAGUGAAGCAGCACCCUUUGACAGCUGCGUAUUUACUCCAACAAAAAGGCAAAAAGAAUGUUUCGAAUCGUGAAAAAACGAAAAAACUGCCCAAUUUCAUGUCCGACAAGCGAACGACGACCGACGUUUCGAAGAGCACUAGUCGACGAAUGCAAAGCAAUAAAAAAAAACAAUGUAUUCAGCAAAAAGUGUUCAAAUUCUCAACAAGUCAAAAAAAAAAACAAUUUCGCGUGUAGGGUUCCGCUAGUGUUAAGGAUAACGGUUAAGCUUCCAAACCCAGCAGCUUUGCUCUGUGUAAAAAUUCUAUGGUGCCAAAUUUGAUUGAUAUAUCAGUGUCUUGCACAGUGCGAGACGAAAUGUGUAGAAUCUAAAUUCCAUGAUGAACGUUUGUAGCACGUCUGCGGACGAUUGAAAACCCCCUUUCUUGCUCCCUUUCUUUCUUUCUGUUGUAGUGUUUUUAGAGUAUAUAAUAUGUAAACAUAGAUAUAUUAUAUUUAAACCCAAGUCGAGACAGAUUAGUAGUUUUAUGUAAAUCUCCAACGUUGUAUCGUACUUUUAUUUGUUUAAAUAAAUGUGUUCAGAAACGGA